Echinops telfairi (small Madagascar hedgehog) is the source of this 5409-nucleotide messenger RNA. It is a transcript of the gene RIMBP2, whose product is annotated as RIMS binding protein 2. Lineage: Eukaryota; Metazoa; Chordata; Mammalia; Afrosoricida; Tenrecidae. The record is from RefSeq and is a predicted model, not a curated record. The coding region runs from base 412 to 4371 and encodes 1319 amino acids. Gene Ontology annotation, biological process: neuromuscular synaptic transmission. The transcript is spliced from 22 exons. Gene Ontology annotation, molecular function: protein binding.
CUGUGUUAGUCCAUGCUCCACUGCCAUCUGCACAUCUUCACUGAUGAAGGAGAUCAACCGACCUUUCUUCCUAGUCUGCCUGGCCUAGAAGUUCCGCUGAGACCUGCCCCCUGUGGGGGAAGACAGCCACCAUCGAUUUCCUUGUCUACAUAAUAGAAGUGAGCCAUAUCCCACUAUACCUGAGAUCAGGAGGUCAAGAGGACAGAUUUGACUGGCCGGCCAGUUGGCCGGCCAGGGAUUUCCCCGUGGUGCCCGAGCUGAGCAGGAGCCCAACGUGGCACUCACUAGUGGACCACAGACCAUGCUGGGCUGACCCACACGCUGGCACAGUGACUACGGGGGCGAUUUGGCCACCAGGAGGAGCGCCAGUGCCAAGCCAAGCUGGAGAACCUAGAACAGGUCCUAAAGCACAUGCGAGAGGCCGCUGAGCGCCGGCAGCAUCUGCAGCUGGAGCAUGAGCAAGCCCUGGCUGUCCUCAGCGCCAAGCAGCAGGAGAUCGAGCUGCUGCAGAAGGCUCAGGUUAAAGCUAAGAAAGAGCAUGAAGGUGCGGUGCGGUUGUUAGAGUCCAAGGUGCAGGAGCUGGAGGUGCGAUGCCGGGUGCAGAGUGAGCAGUUCAGCCUCCUGUCCCGGGAGCUGGAGAAGUUCCGGCUGCACUCGGGCAUCAUCGACCUACUGGGCCGCAGCCCCGUGCCCACCUGGGAUGCCCCCUUCCUUAACGGCGCCAACACCACCCUCUGCAAAGGUCAGCAGAGCAUCGUGGGAAGCCACCCUGUGAUCCAGGACUAUAUCCUGCUCCCUGGGGACAAGCCCCAGCCGCCGGCCCGCAAGCCCGCCUUCCUGGCCAGGCCCGGAGGCCCGACAUGCCGACUGGAGCCCAACAUGGACAAUGAACAGAACUCCAAUACCUCAAAGCAGAGAUACUCGGGGAAGGUUCACCUGUGUGUCGCCCGCUACAGCUAUAACCCCUUCGAUGGGCCAAAUGAGCACCCGGAGGCUGAGCUGCCGCUCACGGUGGGCAAGUACCUCUACGUGUACGGGGACAUGGACGAGGAUGGCUUCUAUGAAGGUGAGCUGCUUGACGGGCAGAGGGGUCUGGUGCCCUCCAACUUCGUGGACUUGGUCCAGGACAACGAGUCAAGGUUGGCGAGCACCCUGGGGAGUGAGCAGGAUCAGAAUCUCAUCAACUGCUCGGGCCUGGGCUUGGAAGGCGAGGGCCUUCCCGACCUGCACUCUCCCACGCACCUGGCCCCCGGCGUCACGGACAACAGCUCGGGGACGCUGGACGUGAACAUUGACGAGACUGGAGAAGACACCGUGCCUUACCCCAGAAAAAUCACCCUCAUCAAACAACUCGCCAAAAGCGUCAUCGUGGGCUGGGACCCCCCGGCCGUGCCCCCGGGGUGGGGCGCCAUCAGCAGCUACAACGUCCUGGUGGACAAGGAGACGCGGCUGAGCCUCGCACUGGGGAGCAGGACCAAAGCCCUCAUCGAGAAGCUCAACACGGCCGCCUGCACCUACCGCGUCUCCGUGCAGUGCGUGACCAGCCGGGGCAGCUCGGACGAGCUGCAGUGCACACUGCUGGUGGGCCGGGACGUGGUGGUGGCACCCUCGCAGCUGCGGGUGGACAACAUCACCCAGGUUUCCGCGCAGCUCUCCUGGCUGCCCACCAACAGCAACUACAGCCACGUCAUCUUCCUCAACGAGGAGGAGUUCGACGUCGUCAAGGCCGCGCGGUACAAGUACCAGUUUCUGAACCUCAGACCCAACGUGGCCUACAAGGUGAAGGUCCUAGCCAAGCCCCACCAGGUACCGUGGCAGCUGCCCCUGGAGCAGCGUGAGGAGAGGGAAGCCUUUGUCGAGUUCUCCACCCUGCCCGCAGGCCCUCCGGCUCCCCCCCAGGACAUUAUUGUGCAGGCUGGUGCCACGGCCACCACCGUCCAGGUGUCCUGGAGGCCACCUGUGCUGACACCCACCGGGCUGUCCAACGGCGCCAGCGUUGCAGGCUACGGCGUGUACGCGCGAGGGCAGAGGGUGGCCGAGGUCGUCUUCCCCACAGCAGACGGCACGGCCGUGGAGCUGGUGCGCCUGCGCAGCCUGGAGGCCAAGGCGGUGACCGUGCGGACCCUCUGGGCCCAGGGCGAGUCUGUCGACUCCUUAGCCGCUGCCAUCCCCACUGACCUCCUGGUGCCACCGCCGCCACCGGCUCCCCACCCCAGGUCUGCGCCUCCAAUGAAGCCACCCACAAGUGCCCAUACCCAAGAAACCAAAGAUGUGCCCUCGGGGCCCUCUGGCCGGGCGCCAGUCCCCGAGCAUGGACACCUACUGGAGCCUCCCAGCCCACAGGGCCCCGACCGCCGCUCCCCUUCACCCAGCCGCCUGCUCCCGCAGCCACAGGGAGCACCCGUCUCCAGCACCGUUGCCAAGGCCAUGGCCCGGGAGGCCGCCCAGAGGGUGGCCCAGAGCAGCAGGUUAGAGAAAAGGAGCGGGUUCCCAGAGCGCAGCAGCCCAGGGCAGUACGACGACGAGGAGGGCUACUGCUCCCCAGACCUCCAGCGGAGGGGCACAUCCGUGGAGGACUUCCUCAGAGGCUCGGAGCUUGGCAAGCCGCCCCACUGUUGCCACGGGGAUGAGUACCACACGGACAGCAGCCGGGGCUCCGACCUCUCGGACAUCAUGGAGGAGGACGAGGAGGAGCUGUGCUCGGAAAUGCAGCUGGAGGAUGGGGUACGGAGGCGGCCCAGCGGGACGUCCCACAACGCCCUCAAGGAUAGGGCCCCUGUUGGCGUCUUCUGGGAGCAGCCCGAGUCCCCCCUGCAGCCCUCGCACAGUAAGAGGCUGUUCAGCAUCCCGGAGGCGGCCGAGGAGGAUGGCGAGCCGGGGCAGUUCCUGCACAAGUGGGGCGCAGGGUGCCCCCCCAGAGUUCGAGCACCCCCGCCGGCACCCCGGGGUGCCUGGCUCCCAGCCAAGCACAGGGGGCCCUACGCCGAGGACUACCCCCCUGAGGACAGGGGCUGUCGCUUCAGUCGCUGGGCCACCCGGAGCCCGGACAGCGGUCUGGACUGCGGCAGCGAGGAGGAGGAGCUGCGGUUCAGCUUCCGAACCACAGCCUCCGGGGGCGGCCCCGGGCCCUGCCCCUGCCGCCGCAGCCCCCGGCCCCUCCUGGCCCGGCGGCGGACGCUGACGCGGCAGAGCAGCGUCGAAGAGGACUUUGGGGACCAAGUGGACCCCAGCGAAGGCGGCCGGGGCGAGGGCGCCCCGCCCGGCCCGGGGAAACCCGGCCUCAGGAAGUGUGGCUGGGCCGAGUCUGCGCGUCUGGACGAUUCCCGGGAUGUCUGGAGGAAAAGCGUAAAAAUGCCGGGCGCUAGGGCCCUCGCUCACCAUGCACAACCUCCGCCCAGAGCGGCGGACAGCCCUGUGGUUUUGGGGAACCUGGUGUUGACUGGACGGCCUGAGCACACAGAUCACAUGGGCUCAAGGUUUCCUCACGGCAGUGCUGGCCCACCGCGGUCCCUCAGCGAUGACUACGGGGGGCCCAACCGCCUGUCCCCCGACUUCUAUGAGGAGUCAGAGACAGACCCUGGUGCCGAGGAGCUCCCAGCACGUAUCUUCGUGGCCCUGUUUGACUACGACCCACUCACCAUGUCCCCGAACCCUGACGCUGCUGAGGAGGAGCUCCCCUUUAAAGAAGGGCAGAUAAUCAAGGUCUAUGGCGAUAAGGACGCAGACGGGUUCUAUCGCGGAGAGACCUGUGCCCGGCUCGGCCUCAUUCCUUGUAACAUGGUCUCCGAGAUCCAAGCCGACGGCGAGGAGAUGAUGGGCCAGCUUCUCAGACAGGGCUUCCUCCCGCUCAACACCCCAGUGGAGAAGACAGAGAGAAACAGAAGGAGCAGCAGGCGGCAUUCAGCACCGACUCGGAGAAUGGUGGCUCUGUAUGACUAUGACCCCCGAGAGAGCUCGCCCAACGUCGAUGUCGAGGCAGAACUCACGUUUUGUACAGGAGACAUUAUUACCGUGUUUGGUGAAAUCGAUGAAGAUGGAUUUUAUUAUGGGGAGCUUAAUGGGCACAAAGGCCUUGUACCUUCAAACUUCCUGGAAGAAGUGCCUGAUGACGUAGAAGUGUACCUUUCUGACGCACCGUCCCACUACUCACAGGACGCCCAGAUGCGGUCCAAGGCAAAAAGGGUUCCUCCUGAGGGGUCAGGGACAGCAAGGAGCGCUCCAUCCCCCACAGCCCAUCUCCAUUCGGGGUCACCUACGUCAUCUGUGGGUUCUGGUAGUCCUGGGAGAGGCAGGGAAAUGUCCUCGAAAAAGAAAAAGGGGCUGCUUUCCAAAGGCAAGAAGCUGCUGAAAAGGCUUGGUGCAGUGAAAUGACCGUGGGCUCUCCUCUGGACGACUCCCCGAUCGAUGUGAUUUUCUUUAAUUCCAAACUAGGGCUUUCAUGACUCGAGUCCUUCCUAAAAACCAUCUUCUCCCCGCCACCAGUAGAGAUAGCACUUUGCACACCUACCAUCCGCUUUAAACCAACUGCAAGAGCCAGGAGGAGCCUGGGGCGGGAGGUGGGCGGGGUGGCUGGCUCUCUGUAGCUCCCUCCCUCCCUGUCGCCUGUCUGUGUGCAUUGGUCAUCUGCCCUUCAAGGAAUGAUUUUCCACCUUCUCCCUCCUUCAAAAUGCUUGCCUCAUAGUGCAUAACUCCCAGUUAACUCUGGUCUUGAAAUUCCAAGUUUAAUCCGCCUUCAUGUCCUGCCUUAUAAAAUGCACAAUGAUUUGUACUGUCAAAUAAACAAUUCCGUGUCUACGUGUAUGUGGUGUGCGCUCAGUGGUCUCCACCCUGACACAGUGCUUUGCAAUCAAGCUGCACAGGCUACACAAUUUACAGACACCGGUUUGAGUCUUUACAGAGCCAGCCAGGGCAGACAGACACACACACACACACACACACACUUAUUCAUUCCUCCAGCCAUUCGGAGGAGGGGUAGAUACCAGUAUUUGCCCCUGCCGGGCGCUGACAGCCCUCACUGCGCUCAGUGUUACAUUCUGUGGCAUGUAGAUUUCCCUAACGUUCACUCUGUCAAAAUGCCAUGCAGUUAGUCAGUGAGGGCCAGCACACGCGCACUCGUGCUAUGCCACACAGCCCAUAAGCCACACCCCAAACAGUCUGUUCAAGGUCAUUCUAUCCAACCCUCCUCUCAUCGGCAUUUGAACAAAAGACUGACAAAGUUGCUGGCAGAUGUCUUUGGUGGUUUAUAUUCUGUAAUUCUUGUAAAUUGUUUUUACUCUUUAUACAUAUUUUCAGACUGCCUUUCUUUUGUAAUUUAUGGAAGGUUUAUAAAUGAGUGAUCCAAGCUUUCCCCAUAUUGUAAAUUGUAAUAAAACAGUAUGUGUUACAUUUAUUAAAAGAAAACGAUUCACA